Molecule: messenger RNA, 1134 nt
Organism: Fusarium subglutinans
Lineage: Eukaryota; Fungi; Ascomycota; Sordariomycetes; Hypocreales; Nectriaceae
Product: survival factor 1
Exons: 4
Coding region: 1-1134 (377 amino acids)
Biological process (GO): response to oxidative stress
Cellular component (GO): cytoplasm
Source: RefSeq, a predicted model, not a curated record
AUGUUCAACUGGGCCAAGCAACAACUGGCCAAUGUCGCUGGCACCCAGGAGCCUAUCUACGGCCCCUCUGCUAUCAAGUCUGUCGCCACAGAGGCCGAGAAGACUCCCUACACUGAGAUCUCUCGAAAUGACCUGAAGUGGCAGGCCAUGGACUCUACAUCUGUUGAGACACACACCUUUUACAUCUUUGGCGAUAACGGCCACAUCGCCCUUGCUCAGCUUAUCUAUAGUAACGUAGCUGGCAUCCGAACAACCUGCCAGUUCAACGCAAAGGUCUUCAGCUCAGACCCUUCCAAGCCCCACCUCUGGGCCUCUACACCCCUCAACAACCACGACUUCAACGAGGACAAGACAAGUUUCUACGCCGACGACUGCGCGAUCGAGCUGUCCGAGGAUGGCACCUACUACACCAUCAAGAGCAUGAACGACCCCAACGCCAUCGUCAACCUCAAGAUCACCCGCUCUACACCUGGUUUCCAGGCCGGAACCACAGGAACAACUCUGUACGGUACAGACAUGGAGAACCCAUGGGGAUCUAUGCGACACGCCUUCUGGCCUCGCUGUGUUUCUGAGGGUACCAUCACCACAAAGGACGGCCCCAUGGAUUUCAAGGGCAAGGCCUUCUUCGCUUACGCCCUUCAGGGCAUGAAGCCGCACCACGCUGCAUCUCGAUGGAACUUUCUUAACUUUCAGGGCCCCACCUAUUCAGCUGUGCUGAUGGAGUUCACCAGCACUCCCUCGUAUGGCUCUACCCUCGUCUGCGUGGGUGGUAUCGUCAAGGAUGGCGAGAUUGUCAUCGGCGGCGUCGACAGCACGGCCACGCACACCCAAGUCAAGAAGGAUUCAGAGAACGACUGGCCUGAGCCGAGCGACGCCAAAUACACCUGGGCCGGAAAGACCAAGGACGGAAAAGCCGUCGAGGCCUCGGUCGAGGGAUCUCUCGGGGAGAGGGUUGAUCGAGUUGACGUCAUGGCCGAAGUCCCCGGCUUCGUCAAGACCAUUGUCGCAGCUGCAGCUGGCACAAAGCCAUACAUCUAUCAGUACCAUCCCAAGCUCUCCCUGAAGCUGAAGAUUGGAGAUGAGGAGAUCGUCGAGGAGGGCACCAUCUUUACCGAAGCUACUUUUAUCUCAUGA